CUGUCUCUGAGAGGUGAAAUGGCGCAGCGAGGAAUUCAGAUGGAGAAGGAAAAAGUCUGCUGUGCGAUUUGUUUGGAUUUACUGAAGGAUCCAGUGGGGAUUCCCUGUGGACACAGCUACUGUAUGAACUAUAUUAAAAGACACUGGGAUGAAGAGGAUCAGAGGACAAUCCCCAGUUGUCCUCAGUGCAGACAGAUCUUCGGAUCGAGGCCUGUCCUGAAGAAAAACACCAUGUUGGCAGAUUUAGUGGAGCUACUAAAGAAGACUGGUCUCCAAGCUGCUCCAGCUGACCACUGCUAUGCUGGACCUGAAGAUGUGGGAUGUGAUGUCUGCACUGGGAGAAAGCUGAAAGCUCUCAAGUCCUGUGAGCAGUGUCUGGUCUCUUACUGUGAGCAACACCUCCAGCCUCACUAUGAAUCCCCUGCCUUUGCAAAACACAAGCUGGUUGACCCCUCCAAGAAGCUUAAGGAGAACGUCUGUACUCGCCACAAUGAGGUGAUGAAGAUUUUCUGCCGCACUGAUCAGAAGUGUAUCUGUUAUCUGUGUUCCAUGGAUGAACAUAAAGGCCACAGAACAGUUUCAGCUGCAGCAGAACGGACUAAAAGGCAGAAAGACUUCGGGGUGAGUCAACAAAAGAUCCAGCAGAGAAUGCAGAAGAGAGAGAAAGAUGUAAAGCUUCUUCAGCAGGAGAUGAAGACUCUCAAUCAUUCUGCUGAUAAAGCUGUGGAGGACAGUGAGAAGAUCUUCACAGAUCUGAUCCGUCUCAUUGAGAAAAGAAGCUCUGAUGUGAAGCAGCAGAUCAGAUCUAAGCAGCAAACUGAAGUCAGACGAGUCAAAGAGCUUCAGGAGGAGCUGGAGGAGGAGAUCUCUGAUCUGAGGAGGAAUGGCAUCGAACUGGAACAACUCACACACACAGAGGAUAACAUCCAGUUUCUACAGAACUGCCCCUCACUGUCAAAUCUCACAGAUUCUAAAGACUCAUCCAUCAUCAAUAUCCAUCCUGCACGACACUUUGAGGAUGUGAAUGCAGUUGUGGCAGAGAUCAGAGACAAACUACAGGACAUUCUUAGUGAGUCGUGGACCAAGACAUCACUGAUGAAGACUCAAGUGGAUGUUUUCCUGCCGCAGGCAGAGCCCAGGUCCAGAGCUGAUUUCUUACAAUAUUCAUGUCGAAUAACGUUAGCUCCAAACACAGCAAACACAGAGAUGUCAUUAUCUAAAGGGAACAGAAAAGCAACAAUGAUGCAUUCUGAAAAUGCAGGAAGUGUAGUUAUGGCACUGAAUUUAGCCUGUCCUGAACCACUUUCACGAGACUACCUCUGCAGGUUUCAGGUUCUGAGCAGAGAGAGUUUGACUGGAAGAUGUUACUGGGAGGUGGAGUGGAGCGGGCGUUUUCUUUCAGUAGCAGUCACAUACCCACCAAUCAGAAGAGCAGGAUACCAAAGUGUAUUUGGGACCAAUGACAAGUCUUGGGCAUUAUGCUAUUUGAACAGCCGUUAUGAGUUGACACAUAACAACAUCACAAUUUUAGUCUCUGGUCCAUACUCCUCCACAGUGGGAGUGUACCUGGAUCACAGUGCAGGUAUUCUGUCCUUCUACAGCGUCUCUAAAACCAUGACCCUCAUCCACAGAGUCCAGACCAAAUUCACUCAGCCCCUCUAUGCUGGAAUUUUUGUAGGUUAUGGAAGCACAGGUGAGCUCAAGUAG
This is a messenger RNA of Centropristis striata (black sea bass), 1707 nucleotides long. Its product is annotated as tripartite motif-containing protein 16-like. The transcript has a single exon. Lineage: Eukaryota; Metazoa; Chordata; Actinopteri; Perciformes; Serranidae. The record is from RefSeq and is a predicted model, not a curated record. Gene Ontology annotation, molecular function: zinc ion binding; protein binding. The coding region runs from base 19 to 1707 and encodes 562 amino acids.